AUGCAUAUUCAACUGUGGCUUUGCCUCUUCUGGUUAAUUCCAUGGAAUAUUUUUGUUGCGGCUGGUAUUAAAACGUCUACAAAUUUGACGGAUGUUCGUCGGGAACAUCGAAGCCGGCGUGGUUUGAUUUUUACUAAUGGCGGGACAAUAAAGCUCUCCAUUGGUCCUGCAAUGCCAGUAACUUUAGCGGAUCCUAUAUCAUUCCGUUCACUGGUAUGUUCGUACAAUUUACAAGGAGGCCACUACACAAUACCCACCGAGCCACUGUAUCCCUGGGACAAAUGGGAAGACACCUUUGCCAGAUCUUUGAAGGACAUCAAAAAUAAAUUCGAACGUUAUGGUGAAUACGAGGAUGGAUCAAGGGAAUUCGUUUACACGCUUCUGGAGACCUAUAUAAGUCGUAACAAUGCCGAUGGGCGUCAAUGUAUGUUACGAGCCAUCUGUGAAAAUGCCCAAGUUCAUCGACAUGAAGGAGUCUUUGCCGAAAUUCUUAAUAUUGUUCUAACGCCUGGCCAUGAACAUCUCGAUAAAUCAUAUCACAUGGCAUUACAAGCUGGACGCUAUGGUGUUGAUUGCCUACAAAUGUAUAAUUUAUGUCCCAAAGGAAGCACUGUGUUUGGUGGUUUCAAUGUUGACCGUAAUCUUACCGAUUUUAGGCGUCAUCGCGAGAAAAGAGGUUUGAUAUUUGAAAAUGGAGGUGCCAUUAAGCUUGUAAUUGGUCCCAUUAUGCCCGUUCAGCUGGGAGAUCCCAUUGUUUGGCGAUCCCUCAUCUGUUCAUAUAAUAUACAUGUGGGCGAUUAUAAGAUGCCAAGUACACCAAUUUAUCCGUGGGAUAAAUGGGAGAAUAUAUAUGCCAGAUCGAAGGCAUUUAAUGGCAAAUUAGAACCGGACUAUUCAAGAGAGUUAUUGUACGCGGCUCUGGAAGGUUUUAUGAAUAGACCGCAUGGCCAUGGUAGGGAAUGUCUUUUACGGUCGAUUUGUGAAAAUGCUCAAAUUGAUCAACAUAUGGAUUUUUUUGGUGAAAUAUUAAAUGUGAUAUUGACACCCGGCAAAGAAGACUUAGAUGAUGAUUAUCGCAGUGCCUAUGAGAUGGGUCGAAAUGGUGUUAAUUGUCUAAAGUAUUAUAUAAAUUGUCCCAAAGGAGCAAAUAUUUUUGAUCAGUUUAUUCAAGAGAGUUAA
This is a messenger RNA of Musca vetustissima, 1179 nucleotides long. RefSeq lists its product as uncharacterized. The record is from RefSeq and is a predicted model, not a curated record. Lineage: Eukaryota; Metazoa; Arthropoda; Insecta; Diptera; Muscidae. The transcript is spliced from 6 exons. The coding region runs from base 1 to 1179 and encodes 392 amino acids.